Malus domestica (apple) is the source of this 2198-nucleotide messenger RNA. Its product is annotated as putative RING-type E3 ubiquitin transferase C3H69. The record is from RefSeq and is a predicted model, not a curated record. Gene Ontology annotation, molecular function: metal ion binding; ubiquitin protein ligase activity. Gene Ontology annotation, biological process: protein polyubiquitination. NCBI's taxonomy places the organism in Eukaryota, Viridiplantae, Streptophyta, Magnoliopsida, Rosales, Rosaceae.
ACAACCUUCCGUAUUGUCCGCGACCCGUCAAAUUCAAUCCUCUUUCCCGUCCACAGGGGCAUUUCCGCAAUUACAAGUCAGAACCAACGGCCAGUUUGUAUCGUACACCGACCGCCAAAAAAACCCUAGAUACUCACAAUUUUGACUCUCCCUCUCACUCCCCUUCUCUUGUCAGAGUCUGAGGAUGAAUGAAGGAUUCAAGGCACGCUGAUCGUCGCUCCCAAUUCUGCUUCUUCGCCAUUUCAUUGGUUCCGAAGCUUUAUAGGUUUUCCAAUUUCCAAUUUUUGUUCCUCAGAAAUACCCCUUUUGCUUAUCUCUCGAUUACUUGAUCGCCAUGUCCAAAAGGGUUCUCUGCAAGUUUUUUGCACAUGGCGCCUGUUUGAAAGGGGAGCAUUGUGAGUUUUCACAUGAUUGGAAGGCUUCACCAAAUAAUAUAUGUACCUUUUAUCAGAAAGGAGCUUGUGCAUUUGGUAAUAGAUGCAGAUAUGAACAUGUCAAAGCUUCUCGGGCUCAGUCUUUCGGUUCAUCUUCAUCAACAAAUUCUCAGCCAUCCCUGGCUAUUGAUUCUGCAUCUUUGGCUCUUCCUGCAAGAACCUUAACAAGUGGAGUUUCUCUUGCGCCACUCUCUCUUUCAGAACUCUCUGCUUCAAGUAGUCCUUUCUUACCUCCCUCUAAACCUGCCUGGAAUUGUUCUCUGGAUGGUGAUUAUGAUGAUGAUGAAAGUAGUGUUGGGGAGACUAGGAAUACUAGACCAGAAGAUCGUGCUAUUUGUUCAUUUGCUGCAGCUGGUAAUUGCCCUCGUGGAGAAAAAUGUCCUCAUAUUCAUGGAGAUAUAUGCCCCAGCUGUGGAAAACAUUGCUUGCAUCCUUACAGACCUUUGGAAGGGGAGGAGCAUAUGAAGAUAUGUGAGGAAAAGCAGAAGCAACUUGAGGCUUUGAAAUGCAGUCAAGAAAUAGAAUGCAGUGUUUGCCUAGAACGUGUUUUGUCAAAGCCCACAGUUGCUGAGCGGAAGUUUGGGAUACUCUCAGAAUGUGAUCAUCCUUUUUGCAUAUCUUGUAUUAGAAAUUGGCGCAGUAGUUCCCCAACAUCUGGUAUGGAUGUCAAUAGCGCAUUGAGAGCUUGUCCAAUAUGUCGGAAGCUGUCAUACUUUGUCAUUCCAAGUGUCAUUUGGUAUAAGUCAAAAGAAGAGAAGCAGGAAAUUGUUGACAGCUACAAAGCAAGGCUCAGGUCAAUUGAUUGCAAGCACUUUGAUUUUGGAAAUGGGAACUGCCCAUUUGGAACUAGUUGUUUUUAUAAGCAUACGGUCAAGCCAGGCUCAUAUGUAUGGAAAUUUCACAGGCCACCUCCAAGAAGGCCUCCUCCGAGAAGGCCUCCUCCACGGCGAUAUGAUAUUGCGCCUAUGGAUGUCAUAUUUCAUAUGUUCGAGCACUUAGAAGAAUUGGAUGAUUAUAUAUUUGAAGAUUUAGAAAAUGAAGAUUUAAACUCAUGGGAGAGGGAGUCAUUAAUGCAGAUGGGUUUGUAUACAAGUGACUCGAGUGAAGCCGAGAUAGAUUUAUGGCCUUGAGAUACUAGAUUUAGCUAUUUAUAUCAUAUGAAAUUUCCUACUUGGUUUUGGAGUUGCUGUGUUAUGAUUGCAGAUUGUAUUUAACAACUCCUAUUUAUGAACGAUGUACAGAUUUACCCCCUAUAGUGUUCAUUGGAACAGUGUGAUAUUUAUGCUAACGAUACAAAAGUUAACUUUAAAUUUAAAGGCUAGUUUACUGAAAAAAAAAAGGAAAAGGUAAAAUGAAACUGUUCUAUGGUUUUGAUUUCCAUUCAUGCUAUAAUCUUUUAGUUGUAAACUUAUCUGACCAGUCACCAUGUUGCCCCAUUUUGGAGUGUGUUGCCUAUAAAAUUAGGUGCACAUGGCAAUUACUACGGGCAAACAAAGUCUACUUUGUCAUGCAUUUUGUCUUCCUCAUCUAAUUUUAUCUGCAAUGCGGCUUUUAUUUUAGGUCUGUCUACUGUCAUGUACACUUCCAUCUCAAAGUAUGUUUGAAUCCGCUUUUUACUUUCUCUGCCGGUAGUUUUUUGUGGUGUUUACUGUUAUGCUCUGUGUGCUGUUUACGUGCACUAUUGUUUACUGUGCUGGUCCAGAUCCUCUUUUUCUUUUUUUUUUCUUUCUUCUUUUUUUUCUUUCCAGUAAUUGGGUGAUGAAA